ACUCUCAUAUCAGGUUCAGAAUAUGGAAAAUCAACGUCACAAUGCCAAGAGUCAGAAAACUCAGCACAUUCUCCUGUUCCAAAGAGACAACCUGUCCAAAAAUUGGCUGUGCCCAUGACAGUGCCUGCACCAGAACAACAAUGGACUUCCCCUACCACAGCACCUGCACCUCUUCAACAGUGUACCAUCCCUGCCGCGGUGUCUCCACCUGCCCAACACUGGGUCAUGCCCACAAAAGCACCUGCACCUGUUAAGCAAUGGACCACCCCUACCACAGCACCUGCACCUGAUCAACAGUGUACAAUCCCUGCCAUGGUGUCUCCACCUGUCCAACAAUGGCUCACAAUAGCACCUGCACCUGUUAAACAAUGGACCGCCCCUACCACAGCACCUGCACCUGAUCAACAGUGUACAAUCCCUGCCAUGGUGUCUCCACCUGUCCAACAAUGGCUCACGAUAGCACCUGCACCUGUUAAACAAUGGACCACCCCUACCACAGCACCUGCACCUGUACAACAGUGUACAAUCCCUGCCAUGGUGUCUCCACCUGUCCGAAAAUGGGUCAAAAUAGCACCUGCACCUGUUAAACAAUGGACCACCCCUACCACAGCACCUACACCUGUCCAACAGUGUACAAUCCCUGCCAUGAUGUCUCCACCUGUCCAACAAUGGCUCACAAUAGCACCUGCACCUGUUAAACAAUGGACCACAGCUCCACAGGUGAAAAUAACGGAACGAGCAAGCAAGCAACUGAAACAAUGUCCUCACUGUGAGUAUACAUCACUGAAUUCCUCCAACUUCAGACAUCAUGCCCUUACACACUCCAACAAGAAACCAUUCAAGUGUUCUCAUUGUGACUUUGCAACAAAAACAAGACCCAUGCUUCGUCAGCACAUGCGAAUCCACUCAGGAGAAAAACCCUUCAGUUGCAAGUCAUGUGAUUUCAAAACAGCACACAAAAAAUCCUUACAGACCCACAUGCAAACCCACACAGGAGAGAAGCCGUACAUGUGUGAGGUGUGCGGACACAGGACAGCUCUGGCUGCGACUCUAAGAACACAUAUGAAGGUACACUCCAAUUCCAAAGAACAAAUCAAGUGUGACAUCUGUGGAUACGUGACAAAAAAGAUGUCCCUUCUAGAGAGACACAUGGAAUUUACCCACACUAAGAAGCACAGGUGUGACUUUGAAGGAUGCAACUUCACAACAACAAUACAAGUGGAAUUUCAGGAGCAUCAGAAAGAGAAACCAUUUGCCUGUGACCAGUGUACUUACAAAAGCCACAGCAAGUCCAGCCUGAUAACUCACAUGAAAACUCACACGGGAGAAACCCCAUGCCUGUGACCAGUGUGAUUACAGGUCAGUGACUUCAUACGAACUCUUCAAACACAAGGCUACAAAUCACAGAGAGAAAUUCUGGCCAUGUGACGUCUGUGGUCGCCAAUGUUGUUCUGAAGCCCUUUUGGAGAGGCAUAAAGAACGACACAGCUAUGAGCAGGACAAGGGGCUCUAUGUCUGCAAAGAAUGCAACUACAGAGCAUUUAGUUUUAAAGCAUUGAAAGAGCACAUAUGAAAAGCCAUAUUGAAAAGCCAUAUGCCUGUGACAAGUGUGAUUACAGAGCAGCUCUGCAACAUACUAUGAAGGUGCACAUGAGGAGGAAACACAAUACAGAAAAGCCAUUCAAGUGUCCCCACUGUAACCAUUGUACAAAGACAAAGGAUGUUCUGAAAUGCCUCAUUAAAAAUAGACAUAAGGGUGAAAUAUCUUAAACACAGCAUUGAUAGGGGAGUUGUUUUGUCUUAAAUGUUUUGUAAUACGGGGUAAAGGAAAAAUAAAGAUGCAGUAUUUGUU
Messenger RNA from Branchiostoma floridae (Florida lancelet), 1852 nucleotides. Its product is annotated as zinc finger protein 77-like. The record is from RefSeq and is a predicted model, not a curated record. Gene Ontology annotation, biological process: regulation of transcription by RNA polymerase II. Lineage: Eukaryota; Metazoa; Chordata; Leptocardii; Amphioxiformes; Branchiostomatidae. The transcript has 3 exons. Gene Ontology annotation, cellular component: nucleus. Gene Ontology annotation, molecular function: DNA-binding transcription factor activity, RNA polymerase II-specific; RNA polymerase II transcription regulatory region sequence-specific DNA binding. Bases 115 to 1344 code for a protein of 409 amino acids.